AGUAAUUCCAGUCCGCUCUUUACUCGAUUGACAGUCUUCAAAAAUCCUCUUGUAGUUGUUUAACAACUCAUACUCACCUACUCCAAAUCCUUAUAAUCCAUAAUACCCACCUCAAUAGCCUUGAUCUGCAGCGCCAGCAUCUCCAAGUAAUACCUGCACAGCGCGAAAUUGCCUCCGGCGAAUUCGGCGCCCAUGAUUUUCUUGGCCGUCCACAGCAUGCUGCUGCUAUACCCGGUCGCGAAUACGAUCUCGUCUACCGGCAGCUCGGCCCUGGUGCUCGGGACCAAGCGACCGCGCCCCGCUGCACGAGCGUCAUGCUGUGUCCCCGCUCCAAGACGUCCUGCGCGAUGUCGUGCCCCGAGACACCGCUGCCCACUACCACCGCUCGCCGUUAACUCCUGUCGCUUGGAUUAUAUGGCGGGGCCUAAGCAAGCGGGUUUCGGUUGUGCCGUCUGUUGAGCCGCAGCGUUCGACUGUUACCUACGUCCCACAACUUAUUACGGCUGCACCAGCAGUCGCCCGCCUUAGGGUGCUGAUCUAUGACCAAGCAUAAAAUCCCCAACUCAGCGAGGCGAGCAGCAGCAGAAAGACCGGCUUAACCAGCCCCUAAUACGGUAAUACUUUAUUCUC
Molecule: messenger RNA, 630 nt
Organism: Daldinia caldariorum
Lineage: Eukaryota; Fungi; Ascomycota; Sordariomycetes; Xylariales; Hypoxylaceae
Exons: 2
Coding region: 193-459 (88 amino acids)
Source: RefSeq, a predicted model, not a curated record